This is a messenger RNA of Annulohypoxylon maeteangense, 1637 nucleotides long. Its product is annotated as glutathione S-transferase. The record is from RefSeq and is a predicted model, not a curated record. Bases 251 to 1000 code for a protein of 249 amino acids. Lineage: Eukaryota; Fungi; Ascomycota; Sordariomycetes; Xylariales; Hypoxylaceae. The transcript is spliced from 6 exons.
CUUUAUGUCCUAUGACUGAUGUGAAGCCCGAUCGCAGUUACGCAACAAGAUAGCCCUUGGGACCCUUUCAUUAAUUGUACCACCAUCCCUUACUCCCCUGAAGCCUUAUUAAAAACACCAUCUGAUAGUAAAAAAAGUGCCCAAAGCCCGCAUUCACAAUUCUUUCUUGUCUAAACAGAUAUUCCUCAACUCUUCAAUCGACUGGUUUAUACAUUACCAUUUCUCUAAACUACUAGGUACCUGCAUCAAUAUGACGAAGCCUAUUCGCGUAUGGGUAACUCCUCCGGGACCUAACCCCUGGAAGGUAGUCUUUGUUCUCGAACAGCUCCAAGUUCCGUAUGAGAUCAAGUCUAUUAGAUUCGACGAUGUCAAGAAGAAACCUCUGAUUGACGUCAACCCUAAUGGCCGCGUUCCGGUUAUAGAGGACCCGAAUACUGGCCUGACAUUAUGGGAGUCGGGGGCUAUCAUCACUUACAUCAUCAAAACAUACGACACUAAGAACGCCCUGAACUACACCACCUUCCCGGAGGAGCAUCUUUUGAACCAAUGGCUGCACUUCCAAAUGAGUGGGCAGGGUCCCUACUAUGGUACAGCGGGCUGGUUCAUCCACCUACACCCUGAAAAGCUUCCCACAGCCAUCGACCGGUACACGAAGCAAGUUCUCCGCGUCCUCGGCGUGCUAGAGGGCUACCUCGAGGGCAAGACGUGGCUCGUAGGCGACAAGAUGACGUACGCGGACAUGGCGUGGGUUCCCUGGAACGACCGCGUCGACACCUCGCUCGGCGUGCCGGAGCCGAACAAGUUCGACGGCUUCCCCAAUGUGAAAGCGUGGCACGAGCGCAUGACGUCGCUGCCGUCGUGGAAGAAGAUCAUGGAGACGAGGGCCGUGCUGAUGGAUGAGCAGGGUCUCCAGUGGAAUGGGAUGCCGAAGGGGACGAAGAAUUUCCAGGAGUAUGAGGCUAAGAUCAAGGCGGAGAGUGCUGCUGCUGAGGGGAAGUGAUGAAAGCUAUUGGAGUUGCAUCUUGCUUGGUCGGAUGUAUACGCGAAAGCAAGACUACCUACCUGGUAGAUGAAAAGUUUCGCACAUCAACCACGUUCCUUACCCAGUGUGGGAAUACUGUAUUAGGUCUAGGCUAUGCUGUGGACCUGGGGUGUACCUACCGUAGUGGCAAAGAGGGGUUUUCAAAUACGGUAUUUGGACACGCAACGCGUCUGCCCAUUAACAAUGAUUCAGUGGAAACUAGAUCAUUGUUGUACAGCAAAUGGUAUUUGAUUUAAAAACGAUUAUUUACAAAAUAACGAUAAUUUGCAAAGAAGCUAUUUUAGGGAUUGCACAAUUAUUUUAUGUAAAGUGGAUACUUUGAAUUGGUUGCUAUGUAAAUACUAGUAAAUACUGACCUGACGCGACUUGUUUGCCAACUUCCCUAGAUACUGACCUAGAUACCAACUUACUUACUUUUUUACUUACUUCUUUCCUUCGUAUAGAAACUGGAUUAUUACUAGAACAGAAACUGACAGUAUCCUGUUGAUUUGACGCGAUUAGAUUGAAUAGACUGAAUAGACUGAAUAGACUGGAUAUAUUGAAGAUAUUAUGCAACUGACUUGACUUGACUGUAUUGCAAAGAGAGAAAGGAAAG